Messenger RNA from Penicillium canescens, 924 nucleotides. RefSeq names its product NRDE family protein. Gene Ontology annotation, biological process: protein secretion; Golgi organization. Bases 1 to 924 code for a protein of 307 amino acids. The transcript is spliced from 2 exons. The record is from RefSeq and is a predicted model, not a curated record. Lineage: Eukaryota; Fungi; Ascomycota; Eurotiomycetes; Eurotiales; Aspergillaceae. Gene Ontology annotation, cellular component: Golgi apparatus.
AUGUGCAUCGCAUUAAUCUCAACGGCGCAUCCUGCAUACUCAUUGAUCGUGAUAAAUAACAGAGAUGAAUUCCUGCAUCGCCCUACGUCAUCUCCAGACUGGUGGCCGGAGCCUUCCUCGCAUGUCCUCGGCUCACGCGACCUAGCCAGAUCUACACAUGGAACCUGGAUGGGCGUCACAAAGUAUGGCAAAAUUGCUAUACUCACCAACUACCGUGAAGACAAGGCUAGCGAAGCCAUCGGAGUCUACAGCCGUGGAUUGAUCGUCAACAGCUGGCUGACCGGACCGAUAGACAAGCAAGAAGCCACUCGGGAAUUUGUUCGAGCCAUCGUCGCCAGCCCCGAAGCCAAGCAAGUGGGUGGCUUCAGCCUUGUAUGUGGACACAUUAACGAGCCGUUGGCUAUCGUCUCCAACCGCUCGUCCGACAUGGAUCAUAUCACAUGGGUUGCCACAGAGAAGGACCAGACUCGUGGGCUCAGCAAUACCAGUGUUGAUGAUAGGACCUGGCCAAAGAUUCUAGAUGGAGAGAGACUCAUGGAGGCUGCAAUUCAGGACCAUGUGUCAAAUCAAACAGAGGACGAGGAUGCUUUGAUUGAACAAUUACUACAGGUUCUCAGCACUGAUACGUUGCCACGACUUUCACAGGGCGCAACUCUCGAUACAUAUAUUCAGCAUCUGCGUGAGAGCAUCUUCAUCCCCGUCAUCGGAGACACAAACGAGCAUGAGCAAGCUGCAGACACUCCAGCCAACGGAUCUCUGGACAAAAACUAUACGUCUGGGAUAUAUGGAACACAGAAGCAGACUGUCCUCCUGGCACGACUAGACGGGCGAGUGCGAUACUUUGAAAGGACGCUGUAUGACAACGAUGCUAAGGCUGUACCACUCGGACAAGGCGAUAAUUCAUUUGAAUUUAUCAUUCAGUAG